Hylaeus volcanicus is the source of this 5102-nucleotide messenger RNA. RefSeq names its product zinc finger protein 530-like. Gene Ontology annotation, biological process: regulation of immune system process; regulation of cytokine production; negative regulation of transcription by RNA polymerase II. Bases 1183 to 3360 code for a protein of 725 amino acids. The record is from RefSeq and is a predicted model, not a curated record. NCBI's taxonomy places the organism in Eukaryota, Metazoa, Arthropoda, Insecta, Hymenoptera, Colletidae. The transcript has 3 exons.
UUUACCAUUUACUUCCUGGAAUAAUUGAUUACUACGGAACCUUAAUUAUAGGUUACCGUGCGUAACAAUAAAACUUUCAUUUUUACCUGCAUCUCGUCCAGCUUGGUGUCAAGCUGUGAUCGAUCGACAGUCGCAUUCUAACCUCCGUGAAAUACCAAAAAUGCGCUGUAAUGGAAAAUUUGUGAACAAUCAAAAGUAUUUAGCUAAAAAGAAAUACGACAAAUUCGUAACCUGCGAACAUUUAAACAUGGUGGAAGAAAUCGCGUCGGCGGUACAGUGUUGCCAGUACGGAAAUGCUCGAUGACGCUAUUGCCAGGUUUGCUCCCUCCAAAACCGCGCGUGCAUUGGCAGCAUUGUUUUUUGGUAGUUUACAAAUAAAAUGGCCGAUAUAUGAGGCUAUUUUGUAUGGACAAUAAAAUAUGCAAUUCUGUAAAAUUAAUGACCAUCGGCCGUUUGUGUAUGUACGUGAAAGUAAAGGUACAGUGUCGCGAAAUACGAGAAAAGAAGGUGAAGUGUGAGUGAGCGUGUGGGAGUGCCGUGAGAAGAAGGUGGAGGUUGUCUUUCAAGACCCGUGGACGCCGCGGGCCCGAAGACCGAAACGAAGAAUCACUUACGGGACUCUAAUACAUAGAAAAGCCAGCCGACCGCUGUAUUUUUUCCAUUGGCGCGCGGUGGCGCGACAACUAAACGAAAACGACUCUAGAUUUGCGGAACCUGGUUUACAGCACACGGGCCCCCUCUGCCGCCUGCUCCAAUUCUUCGAGUGCUCUCGCCUCACCUCCUGAACACUGUGUGUUCCUGAGUCAGGGAAAACAACACUUGGGUACACGUCGUGUACACCGUUGUUUUAUGUCACAUAUGAUAACAAACACACAGCGUUGACCACCUUGCGAACAUUACUCAACGUAUACUGAUCAUCCAGACCUAUCGAACAGCACUGCGUACCCCAAUAUUAUUAUACCACAGAGCCGCUUUAGGCAGAUAUGAUUCCCAAUCCUGAAACCAAAGGCCGAGAUACUGGAGUGUGACGGGUACGUUUACUUAGAACCUUUCAAAAUAUUUCCCGCAGACCAAUUCGUGGUAGUGGAGAGAAGUGGUGUGGACGAUGCGUUGACAGAGACGGAGGGGCCCACGAGCACCGCGUCCAGCCAGCCCACCCCCUCCGUUACCCCUGUGUCAAACAUGUGCACCACUCCUGGCAACGUGGGCACAGGAUUUGGGUAUACCUGGUCCUUUGGCGGACCUGGUGCUGAGACCCGAGAAAAUGCUCAGGGUGAACUCACUACCAAUAUUAGUUACGCGGUGAACAACAAUCAGGAUCAGAGUUCGAGUCAGAAGAUUCAGGUCGACAUUAAGCCCACCAAAAUCACCAAUAGUACGCACCGAAGACCAAUGUUCACUAUGAACGAAACUUGUCAGCAAACUCCAACCACCCACCAUGGCCAUACAGCUGGAGCUCACAAUCAAACUCAUGUCCGUAUUAAAAAACAACACGAUGUAUUUUCGUUAACAUGCGAUAAAGGCGGUUGCAAUUGCGACGCCGCGCAUCCGACACCCCCGCCGUCUCUUUUCUCUAAUACGUUAGUUUUUACCACAGCCGAUAAGCAUGCCAUGAGUAAACAUUUCAUGACACCCCUUGGACCAAUACAACUUACAGCGGAAGAGUGCAAUGAAAUUUUAAUGAAAAGAGCAGCAGCUGCCUCGAAUCAAGCCAACGUAAACAAUGUGACGACGAGUCAAACAGAUAGCACAGCCCAUUUUGGACACGUUUUAACGCACGUUAAUACCACUCAAAUUGAAACCAAGGUAAAGCAACAGCAAGAUAUGGGAAGUCAGGUCCGUGUACCAAAAGAAAGACCGUACUCCUGUUCUGAAUGUGGGAAGUCGUUUCUCUUGAAACAUCACCUUACCACGCACGCGAGAGUGCAUACCGGGGAACGACCUCACGUUUGUGUUCAUUGCGGAAAAAGUUUUGCACACAAACAUUGUCUUCAUACUCACCUGCUCCUCCAUAGCGCGGAUCGACCGUAUCAAUGCCGCGAAUGUAAAAAAUCUUUUACAUUAAAACACCAUCUAGUAACGCACACGCGUGUACACACGAGGGAUCGACCAUUCAUUUGUCAAGAGUGUGGGAGAGCAUUUCCUUUAAAACGUCACCUAGUGACUCAUAGUAAAUUCCAUUCAGGAGAGAGACCUUUUGUUUGCGAAGAGUGUGGAGAGUCGUUUUCGCAAAAGGACCACCUCACGAUGCAUUCGCGCUUCCAUGGCAGUCUACAUCCAUUCGUAUGUCAUGAUUGCGGGGCAACCUUCCAGAGGAAGUUCGAGUUAGUGAAUCACGGCCGCCUCCACGGCAGAGUUCCACACUCGUGUACUGUUUGUGGAAAAGAAUUUCUACAAAAGAGAACAUUAUUGGCACAUAUGCGUUUACAUACAGGAGAAACACCGUUUGCUUGCACCGUUUGUGGAGAGGCUUUCCCUCGAAAAACGGACCUGGUUGCCCACUCUAAGAUUCAUAACAACAAUACGAACACCGAUGAAAAGGGUCUGAUGUGCAGGGAAUGUGGAUUGGACUUCUCGAAUCGAGAAGCCCUUACUUUGCACUUAAGGUUACAUUCUGGUGAUCGAACGCUUGUUACGGACCUUUGUGGACUAGCAGCCGCCUUCCAACAAACUCCUGGACACUUCCUCACCCCCAACACUCCAGCAACCCAUCAGAUGAAUGGACCGAUUGGAAACCCCGGUGUCAGCCAUAUGCACGGUGCGACGCAAACAUCACCACCAGUGGGAGCGGGCCCAAAACCGAAACCACAUGUUUGUCCUGAUUGCGGUCGUGGAUUCGCACAGAAACACGGUUUGUCCCAACAUCAACGGCGUCACACGGAUGGCAGCUGCCACAUACGAUCCCACGUGUGUGAUAAAUGUGGCAAAGCCUUUUACCAGAAGAACCAUUUGCUACUGCAUCAACGUCAGCACAUGGAUCCUCCUCCGAGUAUACUCCGGCAACAGCAGAGGCAAGCUGCGCAGGCUGCUGCCCAGCAAGCACAACAACAGCAACAAGCGCAGCAACAACAACAGGUGCAGCAACAACAGGUGCAACAACAACAAGUGCAGCAACAACAGGUGCAACAGCAGCAGCAGCAGCAGCAACAACAAACACAACAGCAGCAGCAGCAAACGUGCACGGUAGACACAAAAACAAUACAGCUACAAGCGAUACAGCAACAAGUGCAACAACAAGUUCAACAACAGGUACAACAGCAAGUACAACAACAGGUACAACAGCAAGUACAACAACAACAACAGCAACAACAAGCGUGCUCUGUGGACACUAAAGCAAUACAGUUAAAUGUCACUAUGUGAGACGAUAUAGAAAGUGGGGACUGGACAGUCCCUGGAACAAUAGCACUCCCAAAUGCGCACCCGGCUGCCACCCUCUGCACGCACUUCUCUUGUACUAACAAUACACAUUAGAUAUAUUUAUUAUCUCUAGAAUCGAAUACGAAGUAAUCAAUUUUAUUACAAGAGUAUAUAUACAAAGUAUACAUAUUAUAUUCUAAAUAUGUAAGGCUUGUAACAAGAAAAUAAAAAUAACCAUAUAUUAGUGUUUUACAUAUACUUUAUAUAUCAUUUACUCUAGAUAUGUAAAAUGAAACUAAACAAAUUAGUUGCCUUAAUGAGAUGAAGAAUUUUAAUGAAUAUAUUAACUAUUGUUUGGUGAACUUUUUUUUUUCAUUUACUUUUAAUUAGUAGGACAUCACUUUAUAAGAAAACGCAUAUUGAAUAAACAAACAUAAAAAAAGAAUAAGUUUUUUUAUGUACUACUGCUUUGUUGUUAUCCUUCAUGCUGUGCUUGUAUGACGGAAGUCGAGAGAGACGUUUGAUCGUGUGAGUGAUCAGUAAGGAUGAGUACGUAGAAUGUAUCAAGAAAGAGGGAGAGGGUGGCAGACACAGCGCAUUUACGGAGCAUUUUAAAUUGUAGGUCUGCCCGACGAAAAAGAAGAAUGAGUGGUGUCUAAUACGUACUUUUACGUUACACGGUACGCGCAAUUUGUUUAACAAAUUCUAGAGAACUAAGUAGAAUCGCAAAAAUUUAUAUUUCAUUGUCGUUUUUAAUUGAUUUCGUAGAAUCGUGUACAUUUCGAAUUGUUAAAAUGUUUUGUUUUCAAGUUUUUACAUGAUCGUACUGUUUCUAUUUCUUAACUCCCGUACUAUUCUAAGUUCGUGGUAACUUGGACCUUUUUUUUUACUUUAUAAUAUUGGGAUGAUAUGCGUGAAAGGCGUUGACAUGUUCUCGAAAAAUCACUCAGUAUAGCGGACUUUUGUAAUAGUUUGUCAGAGAUAUGUAAUAGUUAAUAGAAUUGCGCAAAAAAAAAAAAAAUGAAAGAAGUAAUAAAGGUAGCUUUCCUACAUAGUUUUAACACAUAUACAUAUUUUUCCAGACAAACACAGGCACGCAUUCGUUCCCAGCUUUACGCUAAAAUUAAUCACGAACUUGAACGAUAUUCGAGAAAUUUUUUUUAUGUAACGUCAGGCAUUUGUUCGAUCUUUUUCAAGUAAAACAAUUUGCGUAAUACGGGUAUAAAUGCUUUCGCCAUUAAUCAGAUCAUCUUCGGUUACGUAAAAGGUUAAUAAGACUAUUGCGCCUAGAAGAAAAUAAUAUAUUACAGUACGUAUGAGAAAGUAUUUAUUUUUUUAUAUUCUAAUACUUUUUCUAGCCAUAAUAACUCUUAUUAACUUUUUACGUAUCGGAAGACGAUCUAGUUAAUCAUCGAAAGAGUUUAUAUUUGUACCGCGUAAAUAUGUCGUACUUGAAAAAGAAGAUCGAACAAGUGCUGUAAUUAUCACGAAUGAUUUUACUUUGUCUCUCGAACAAUUCAAUAUUACGAAAAUGAAUAGGUAAUAUUCGGUUUAAAAAAAAAAAAAAACAGUUGUUUAACAAUCAAACAUUGUAAGACAAGUUUUACUGUACUUUUUAUAUCUUAUUCGCGACUAAGAUGUUUUUCCUUUUUCUGCAUUCCAGUCUGCGUGUACAAGAGACGGAUUACCAUGUCAAAGUCAUAUUUUGCCCGCAUAUCAUGAAAAUAAAUGAGGUACGCGACUAA